AUGUCCCCAACCUCUGAUCUCCAUUUCCAGGUCCAUGACCAGCGUUUUGCAACAAUCAUCGGUGAAACCCCGAUCAUAGAACUGGUAGCAGAGAAUCUAGACUACCCAUUCGCUCACGAGGCUGGCGUCUUUUUCCCUGGCACCCAUACCCUCUUCUGUACCAGCAACCGGUGUGUUGGUUCGGACGGACAGCAAAAGGUACACAUUACCCGCGUGGACCUCAGCGAGACACCAGCUAUGUGCGAGGAUAUUCGUGCAGACAUUCCUAUGGCCAAUGGUGGUAUUAACUACGGCAAGGAUCAUAUCCUCUUCUGUGCCCAGGGGUCCAUGACUGAGAGAAGCGGCUUCUACUGUAUGUCUAUAACUGCGCCGUACAGGACGGAACUUUUAAAGGGAGACUUUUUCGGUCGACCGUUUAAUUCUGUCAAUGACGUGGUGGUACACUCGGAUGGAUCGAUCUGGUUUACUGAUCCCAUCUACGGCGCUGAACAGGGCUAUCGGCCUCAACCAUGCCUACCUAACCAGGUGUACCGAUGGUGUCCAGACACUGGUAGUAUCCGAGCGAUGGCCGAUGGGUUGGGGAAACCAAAUGGCAUCUGCUUCUCACCAGACGAGAGGGUUGUUUAUAUUACCGACACCGAUCGAGUUCAGGGUGAUGGGACUGUCUAUGAUCACCGCGUGUCUUCAAUUUACGCCUUUGAUGUAUCGACCUAUUAUGGAGAGCCGUUUCUCACCAACCGGCGACUCUUCGCUAUGGCAGACCAGGGAUCCCAGACGGCAUUAAAUGUGACCGAGGGGGGAAUGUGUACAGUGGCUAUGGGGACGGGAUUCAUGUGUGGUCCCCGGGGGGGAUUCUCUUGGGCCGGAUUUUGA
This is a messenger RNA of Aspergillus bombycis, 873 nucleotides long. RefSeq names its product SMP-30/gluconolactonase/LRE family protein. The record is from RefSeq and is a predicted model, not a curated record. The coding region runs from base 1 to 873 and encodes 290 amino acids. The transcript has 2 exons. NCBI's taxonomy places the organism in Eukaryota, Fungi, Ascomycota, Eurotiomycetes, Eurotiales, Aspergillaceae.